ACUGGAUUCUGGAGAUGCAGAACUUGGGUGACACGUACACAGAGCAUCUUCUGCCAAGUCAGCCAGACGAGCAUCUUGAUUCAAAAGGAGCUUCUCUUUGUUACCACAUACUGAGCCAGGCCAAAGAGACUCCAAAGGAACAGCAUGGACAGCUUAGACCUCCUCAAGUUCCCUUCUGAAAAGGACCAGAAUGGGGACAGCCACCAUGUGGGAGAGCUGAAGAUCUCGGGGAAAGAGUUCCUGUCGUUACCUGCGAGGACGAGGAAAUACCGGGAACACCAAUCCAGUUUGGAGAGGAAGUCCCAGGGACCGAGUGCAUCACCCUUGGAUGCUGGGGAAGUCCGAGUCCAGGUGUCACAGUCGAAAAUCAACCGGACCCCUUCGGAUGAGGAAUGCUUCUUUGACCUGUUGAGCAAGUUCCAGAGCAACCGGAUGGAUGAUCAGCGCUGCCCGCUGGAGGAGUGCCCGUCGGAGGCUGCGGAGGGAGCUGCCACCCCGGUGCCUGCCCUGGGAGAGCGGAUAUCCCAGUCUGCCCUGAUGGCAUCUCCGCAGACAGAGGAGUUCUUCGACCUCAUCGCCAGCUCCCAGAGCAGGCGCCUGGAUGACCAACGUGCCAACGUGGGCAACCUGCCGGGGCUGCGGAUAACCCACAACAACCUGGGGCACCUGCGUGUGGAGGGGGACGCCCAGGAGCCCGGGGACGAGUUCUUCAACAUGCUCAUGAAGUGUCAGUCCUCCAGGAUCGAUGACCAGCGCUGUGCCCCCCCUGACUCCAUCCCCCGGGGUCCCACCAUGCCGGACGAAGACUUUUUCAGCCUCAUCCAGCGUGUCCAGGCCAAGCGCAUGGAUGAGCAGCGGGUGGAUUUGGCCUCGGCCCAGGAGGAGGCUGAGGAGGAGCAGCACAGGCCUGGUUCCAGCUAAGAACUGGGCUUUGGUCUGGGGGGGUUGUUUUGGCUUUAUUUGGUUUUUUUUUGUUUUUAAGAAAAAAAAAAGUGAGUGGUUUCAAACCCGAGGGCUCCUGUGCUACCACAGACUUGUCCCAGGAGCCACCCCAGGGGUGUGGGAGCUGCACCUCCGUCCUGUUGCUACAGGAAGGCCCAAUGGAUAUGGGGCACAAUUUUUAAACAAGGGGUUUUUUUAGGACACACGGCCCCUGUAACACUGGGCACGAGGGAAGGCUUUGGCAGCCCCUUUGCUGAUCACCUAAAAACCCAGGAACUUGUAGGAGCCCAGAGGGGGUAGUUAACUCCAGCCUUGAUGUCUUUUAUUUCCACAACACUUUUAAUUAAAUGGGGGAAGGGAAGAGCACCUUUUCCAUUUUGAAGGCCUCCUGUACUGCCUGCAUCACGAGGUGACACAAAUGACUCUGGAUCCUUCCCUGGAACAUCUUGCUCAGCUUUGUUCCUUCUACAGGAGAAAAUAAGCCCAAGUCUGAGGCCAUACCAGUUCUUUAACUCUUACCCCACCCCAGCUGCAUCGUCGUCCCACACACCUGAGUGUAUUUUAGGUUUGCUGAGGACUCUGCAGAGCCCUGGACUCCUCCCUGCUUCCCCAGCUCUGGGCAGAGCUGUCCUGGGACCUCUUGGGCAGGAGCAAAGCCUGGCUCACCCUGAGCUUUAGUGGGACUUGUUACCUCUGGAGCUCAGCCAGCUGUGCAGGCCCAGGGCAGGGGCUGUGCCUAGGAAGGGGAAGGUCUCUUCUCAUGUGUUCUGCCCAUGGCAAAUGUGGGCAGCACUGGUGCCACUGAGCCAAGGUCUCAGGCAGGUGAGGGUGCCUGAGGCAGAACCUGCGUGUGACAGGGACCUGCUUCGACAGCCAGCAAAGCUUUCUGCCCACAGCUUGUCCUUCCUCCUUGUCCUCCUUGUCCAACAGCAGCUCGGGAUAAUGGCCCUUCAGCCUCCCUGUUUCUCCCCAAACCAGUGCUGAGCUGCUCCUGGCCCUGGCAGAGCUGCUCCGGGCAAGGCACCGCGGCUGUGCCCCACCCGGCUCCAAUACCUGGAGCCUCAGAGGAGCCCCAGCCACAUUUACUGUCAUUCCUUCCCCUUUUGGACCAGUUGGAAAAGCUGGAGGAGGGGAGCAGGGACCUGACUUCAGGAGGUGCAGUAUUUCCCUUUGCUUGACCAGAGACUAUCUUGGACUUCAGAAACUGCAGCACCGAGUUGUGCCGAAGCAGCGACGUUCCUGUAGAGAAUAAAAUCAACACUUCCUGUUUGAAAUGCGUUUGUUGGAAGCAUUCCCAACCAGCAGCGAGAUGUUUUUAGACCAGUGAUGCUGCUCAUGGGGCAUUUUCCCUGCCUGCACUGACCAUGUGGAGUGGUAGCUGCAUUUUACCUGCUACCUGGGAGCACUCACCUGCUGCACGGACCACUUGGCCAAGGCUGGGCCUCCUUCCUGGGGCUGGGAAGAGCUCUGGAGAAGGGAGAGGAGGACCUGCCCAGCCACCUUUGUACCAGCCAAGCUGGCAUUUGUAAAACAGGAAAACAUUGAUGAUGAUGAUGAUGAUGAUGACCUGACCAGCUGCAGGCUCGGGCCUGUGCAGCUCUCAGCCAGGUGGUGAACUGGAAUCUGACCAUUAAGCUUUCAGAGGUAUUAUUGAGGUAUUAUUUGCCAUAUACUUGAAUGUAUGAGCUUAUUUAUUUUUUACAUGUGCAUUUGCUAAUGUCAUUUUAAUGGGAAAUUUCCAACCCACAGGUACUUGUUUUUUUUCUAAAAAAUAAUCUGCCAAAUGGAUUAAUAUAUUAGAAAUGAAUACAGCUCAAGGGGAAGGGAUGUGGGGGGGGUUGUGCUUAAUAAAUAUUUGUGUCUAAGCUUCAGUGCAAA
Messenger RNA from Manacus vitellinus (golden-collared manakin), 2820 nucleotides. Its product is annotated as G protein signaling modulator 1. The coding region runs from base 145 to 921 and encodes 258 amino acids. The record is from RefSeq and is a predicted model, not a curated record. Gene Ontology annotation, molecular function: protein binding; GTPase regulator activity. The transcript is spliced from 6 exons. Lineage: Eukaryota; Metazoa; Chordata; Aves; Passeriformes; Pipridae.